UCUGGGUGGGAAGCUGAUGCAUAUGUCUGUAUGCAUGUUAUCUGUUUCGUUUGUGAAGGUCUAAGAGUGGUGUUGCUUUGAUUUUUUUUCUUGUUUUCGUUUUAUUCUCUCCUGAUCGGGAUUGAGCUGCUCCCUUGAUCAGGACAGAGGCAACAGCAGUUGGAUUAAAAAAAACCAACCCAACCUUCUGUUAGAAUUUUGUAAAGGUUUUUGGGGUGAGUUCAAGCCCAGCAACAUGGCUGAGCAAGGAAGUAGUGGCUUGCAGGUGCUUCUCUCUACUUUUCAGAGUUCCCAUGACAAAGACGUGAUCCUGAAUACCCUGAGUAUUCUCACAAAUCUUCUUUUUGUUGGGUCAAACAGGAGGGUCCAGUACACCAUUAGCAAAGGGGGUAGCGAAGCCCUUUUGCAAGCGUUGGUGAACGCAGCACGAACUUCAGCACCAGAUUAUGACAUCCUGUUACCUCUCUUGCGUUUGAUGGUCAGAAUCGGCUGUAAAGAUAAGAAGUUUGGAUUAAAAGCACAACGUCUGGAGGCAAUUGAUGUAACUCUCAGCUUGGCACGAAAAAAUCUUCACCACCAUGAGAAUCUCACCCACUGUCUCUGGGCACUGCAGAUUUAUGCUUCCAAUGUUACAGCAGGAACUAUAUUGGGCAUUAAUGGAGCGAUGGAAUUGCUCUUCCAAGUUAUCCCACCGUAUACCAAGAAGCAUACCAUCACAACAAGGGCAGCAGUUGAAGCUCUGGCAGCUUUGCUGAAAUCAAAGUCCAAUAGUCGCCGAGCUGUACACAGAGGUUAUGUUUGCCAGCUGCUCCGGUUGUAUCAAGAUUGGCACCAUCGAGACAAUUCAAAUAACUACAUUCUAAUCCGGAGGGGUCUUUUGCUUUGUCUCAAGCAUGUCACCAAUGUCCGCUCUGGGAGAGAAAGUUUCCUUUUUGUCCAUGGCAUGGAGAUGCUUUUCAGAACAACUCAGGGCAGCCUAUUCAACAAGAAUCUGGACCCUAUUGUCAAUACAGUGACUCAGAUCCUCAGGAAAACCUAUCCAAAGAUGCCCUUUCCUUCGGCUACAAUUAGCAGUUCCUAUUCUUUCCCCAUUCCUGGGAAAACAGAAUCCUCACUUCCCAGACCUGAAGAUUAUUUUGAUGAAGACACCGAGGAAGAGAUUGAGAAAGACUGUGAGAAUGAAGACGCUGAAAAUAAGGAGGAUGAUGAUGAUCUAGAGAAGGAUAUUAACAAGCUCCUAUCAAGGCCGGAGCUCGACCGACCUGAAUCGGAACUGAAUCAGUAUAUGGUCAUGUGCCCUGAACUUCAAUAUAACAUUCAGGAAAAUGAAUUGGAGCCUAACAAUGAACUGAAUUCUGUGGACAUCCCUGGGACCCUGACCAGCUCCUGCCUCUGUGUCAUUCCAUGGGCUACUUCCCUGAAGUGCCAGCGCAAAUGUAAUAGAGAAGGGGACCAAAGUAUCAAAGAAGAAAAGCAGACCCAGAGGACUUUAGAGAAGCCAGUACACAGAGAGGAAAGAAAGCAGAAACCUCAAGAACCUGAAAAAAUAAUGUUGGGUGAAGCGGAGCCUUUGGUGACUUCUUUCAGAAAAGACACAAUUUCCAGUAAGGGUCAUAGAGUCCAAGAAAGGUUACAGAACAGGCAGACAUCUCAUUUCCAACAUAUGAAUUCCUGUGCAUCUGGCUGCCAGGAAGGAGAAGAAGCUUCUGAAGUGGUCACAAAACUUUUGGAGAGGCAUCCUGGGAACAUCCCUUUCCACAAACCUAGGUUAUUUAUGGCAAGGGCUAACUGCACCCGCUCCAUUCCAGACUACAGAGUAUUGGCAUUCCCAGAUCUCUGGGGUCAUCAACCCCCUCCGUACAGCCAGCCUUUACAGCAAAGGAGAGGUGGCAUCCAAAAGGCCAAAAUAUUUGAUGACAUCCGCCGUGUGGUCCAACCAGCUGAUAUACUCAAGCGAGUUGUCUUCAGUUUAGACAGCUCUGAUUCUUUGCAUUCAGAUCAACAAAAUUGCUUACAAUUCUUUUCCAAAUUUGAAUCUGGGAAUCUCCGCAAAGCCAUCCAAGUGCGGGAGUAUGAAUAUGAUUUGAUCCUCAACCCUGACAUCAACAGUGCCCAGUACCAUCAAUGGUUCUACUUUGAAGUCAGUGCCAUGAAGUCUGCCAUUCCUUACCGCUUCAACGUCAUCAACUGUGACAAGCCAAACAGCCAGUUUAAUUAUGGUAUGCAACCAGUCAUGUAUUCAGUGAAGGAAGCUUUGCAGGGCAGACCUCAUUGGAUUCGGGUGGGCUAUGAUAUCAGUUAUUACAAAAACCACUACCGAAACUGUGCCCCAGCAGAGGCAGGAAGUCCUCGUACGAAGUCAUGCUAUACUCUCACCUUCAGCCUCGUUUUCCCUCACCAGGAAGAUGUUUGCUAUCUGGCCUACCAUUAUCCAUACACCUACUCUACCAUGAUGUCUCACCUUGACAUCUUGGAGCAAACCAGGAAUCCAAAGAAAGUCUUCUUCAAGAGGCAGACCCUUUGCCACACUCUAGCAGGAAAUGCAUGCCCUCUGCUUACUGUCACUGCCAUGCCUGAAUCAGAAAGCAGGAAAGACCUGGAGCAGUUCCGUGACCGUCCUUAUGUCGUGCUCACGGCACGGGUCCACCCUGGUGAGAGCAAUUCCAGCUGGGUUAUGAAGGGGACUCUGGAGUUCCUCCUCAGUAAUGAUCCACUUGCCGAUCUCCUGCGGCAAUGCUUCAUCUUCAAGAUUAUUCCCAUGCUGAAUCCAGAUGGAGUCAUCAAUGGCCAUCAGCGGUGUUCCUUGAGCGGCGAUGAUUUGAACAGGCAAUGGUUGAACCCCAGCCCUGUGUACCACCCCACCAUUUACCACAGCAAAGGUCUCCUUUAUUACCUCAAGAGCCAAGGCCGAGUUCCAGUGGUGUUUUGUGAUUACCAUGGACAUUCUCAGAGAAAGAACGUCUUUCUCUAUGGGUGCAGCAUAAAGGAAACUCUCUGGCAGGCAGGAUGUACCGUAGACACAUCCAAGGUGACUGAGGAUGUUGGCUAUCGGACUCUGCCGAAGAUCUUGGAUAAAGUGGCUCCUGCUUUUCUCAUGAGUAGCUGCAGCUUCUUGCUGGAGAAGUCGCGUGACUCCACAGCCCGAGUGGUGGUUUGGCGGGAAAUUGGAGUGCUGAGGAGCUACACCAUGGAAAGCACCUAUUCUGGAUGUAGCCAUGGACUCUAUAAGGGUCUUCAGAUGGGAACUUCGGAACUGGAGGAGAUGGGUGCCAAAUUCUGCCUUGGACUUCUGGUCCUUCAGCUUAAAUCCCUGCCAUGCAGCAAGAAAGUGAUGACCCAGGCAAAGACUCUAUUGGACCUGGAAGAGGAAAUUGCUGAUCUCCAGUCACAAAGAAGCAACAACAACUGCAGCUUGGAGACCGAUGAUGAACUUCCCUGCGGGGAUGAAGUGGAUUAUAACACCGAUAGCUGCUCUGAUCAAGAAGCAGAUUUUUUGGACAUGGAUAGAGAAAUCCAAGAGUCUCCCUUAAGGGGUUGAAAGUAUGAAAUCAAAAACAGAGGCUGACAGAGGUGGAUGGGAACUCUUUUCUCCCAGCUCUGAAGAAGACUUCUUUUUCUCACCAGUGAGCAGCCUGACCUCGACCCUGUCCCAGUAGUCUACUCUGGGGCUUCGGUAGAAGCAGAGAAGAGGACAGAACCCAGGAAAGAAGAAACAACUCAUCACUUCUUCGGCUGCUUUACUAGUGACAACUAUAGCUUGAGAUACUUCGUUCCUGUUGCUCUUCAGAACAGAUUCCCUCCCCCCUCUUUUUUUCCCCCCUUUCUUUUUCCUGUUAAUAUUGUGAUGUCAUGUAAGGAGAAGGUGGCAGAGGGCUUUGUUCUGUAAUCAAUUAGACCUCUGUGUUAAAUACCUUCAAAAUGUCCUUUGCCGAGAUCGGAAAGUUUUUUUUUUGCAAGAUGUGAUUCUUGCAGCAGAAAGACUACUCGAGGAUAGGUCAAAAGCUUGAAAUCAUUUCUUACCAGUUAGGGCCAUGUUCUUCCUUGGCCAACUGCAAAUUUUGCCAACAGCUAAUGGGACGAUAAUGCUAAACAGCUGGAGGGGGGGAAAGUGUCAAGAGAGUAUUUUGCAAAGAGGUUUUAUUUUUAUUUUUAUGAGGAGUGGGAGGAAGGGAAACAGGUUCUUAGUCCUGUGUCUUCUUCACAGCAGAUGCUCCAUGAUAAAACAUGUAAAAUGUUGAUAAAAAUGUUGAUAAAUUGUCUAGUUUAAUGAAAAGAAGGACUAGGAGAGACAUGAUAGCAGUGUUCCAAUAUCUCAGGGGUUGCCACAAAGAAGAGGGAGUCAAACUAUUCUCCAAAGCACCUGAGGGUAGAACAAGAAGCAAUGGGUGGAAACUCAUCAAGGAGAGAAGCAACUUAGAACUAAGGAGAAAUUUCCUGACAGUUAGGACAAUCAAUAAGUGGAAGGACUUGCCUGCGGAAGUUGUGAAUGUUCCAACACUGGAAAUUUUUAAGAAAAUGUUGGAUAGCCAUUUGUCUGAAAUGGUGUAGAGUUUCCUGCCUGGGCAGGGGGUUGGACUAGAAGACCUCCAAGGUCCCUUCCAACUCUGUUAUUAUGUUAUGUUAUGUUAUAACAAAUACUUAGUUUCUGGGGUGAAAUCUACUUACCUUCCUUACCGGUCCAGAAGUGCACGCACUGCAUCACAGGUGAGCACAUAACCUUCUGCGCAUGCACAAAACCUUUUGCACAUGCUCAGAAGGUAAAAACCAGGAAGUAAUGAAACCUGGGCGGGUGGGUGGAGCUUUGCUCUGCCAUUGCUACCAGAUCGCCGAAAUACCAGCCACGAUGGCUACUGGAUCUCACAAUCCAGUCUGAUCUGGGAGCAUUUCACCCCUGCUUUGGUUGCAGAAAGUUCCCAGUUCCAUCUCUGCCAUUUUCUGAUAAGGCUAGAAAAAGUCCUGGCUGGACAACAAUCAUAUUUUUCUUUGUCUCAAUGAUUUGGGUUUUCAUAGAUGUUUGAGGUAAAAUAUAGAUUGCAACUUUUUUGGCUUUUUCCUUGCCUUUUCUUUUCUGUAAAGAACUUCACUGCUCAACUGUCUGGUGGCUCAGACUGCUAAGACAGUCUGUUAUUAACACAGCUGCUUGCAAUUACUGCAGGUUCUAGUCCCACCAGGCCCAAGGUUGACUCAGCCUUCCAUCCUUUAUAAGGUAGGUAAAAUGAGGACCCAGAUUGUUGGGGGCAAUAAGUUGACUUUGUAUAUAAUAUACAAAUGGAUGACGACUAUUGCUUAACAUAGUGUAAGCCGCCCUGAGUCUUCGGAGAAGGGCGGGAUAUAAAUGCAAAUUUAAAAAAAAAACAUCUCCAGUUGGUUUAGAAAAUACAUAAACUCUCCCAUUAAGAUUCAUGAUGCUUUUCUUUAAGGUGAAACUCUCACUUCCGUUGUGUUACUCUGGUUUUUUUUUCAUGGUGUUCUGUCAGGAUUUGCAAGAUAUAUCUGUAAGGCACAAAGAAUCAGGACCACAUGUUGAGUUCCAGUUAAGAUGAUUUAGUGCUCAUGCCUAUACACAAGAAUCUAAUCAACUAAGGUCAGCACUAAAUUGGUGCGAGGUAAGAGUUAAUGGAAUUCAAGGGGAUUCCAUUGGUGGGUAUGUAAUGAUGCCAGGCUGAUUCCUCUCUUGACUCUGCCCCAAGGCUCUCCCUGUUCUUCUCCUAUAACUGUGAUGGCAAACCUAUGGCACACAUGCCAGAGGUGGCAUGCAGAGCCCUCUCUGUGGGCAUGUGCGGUGUCGCCAGCUGCUCUUCUGGUUUCUGGUAUGCAUGGCCUUCAUGUGCGCCGGAGCACCAGAAACUUGAGGACCAGAUGGUCGACGCACGCAUGCAAUGCCUAAAAGAUUCAUCAUCACCAUCCUAUAUAUUUUUUAAUUAUUAUUAUUUAUUUAUUUAUUUUGUCAAACACCACAAUAUAUAAGCAUGAAAUAACCACACAAAUUGAAUACAACCAAAGGGAACAUUAGGACAGGAACGGUAGGCACACUGGUGCUUGUAUACACGCCCCUUACAGACCUCUUAGGAAUGGGGUGAGGUCAACAGUAGACAGUCUUUGGUUAAAGUUUUGGGGAUUUGGGGAUGAGACCACAGAGUCAGGUAGUGCAUUCCAGGCAUUAACAGCUAUGUUACUGAAGUCAUAUUUUCUACGAUCAAGUUUGGAGCAGUUCACUUUAAGUUUAAAUCUAUUGUGUGCUCGUGUAUUGUUGUGGUUGAAGCUGAAGUAGUCUUCGACAGGAAGGACAUUGUAGCAGAUGAUUUUAUGAGUUAUGCUCAGGUCAUGCCGAAGACGUGUAGUUCUAAAUUUUCUAAAUCCAGAAUUUCAAGUCUAGUGGCAUAAGGUAUUUUGUUGUGAUCAGAGGAGUGGAGGACUCUUCUUGUAAAAUAUUUCUGGACACACUCAAUUGUGUGAACGUCUGAAAUGGAGUGUGGGUUUCAGACAGGCAAGCUAUAAUCGAGAAUUGGUCUAGCAAAUGUUUUAUAUUCUCUGGUUAGUAGUGUAAACUUUCCAGAGAAGAACUACGCAAGAUAAUAUCCCAGGGUCUGAGUCUGAAAAGGGAAGGAUGGAUAAUAAUGUUACAAGUUGAGGUAGACUACAUUUUUUGCCAGCCCCUUGUCACACACACCUGACAUAGUUUAGAACAGACCUUAAGCAGAUACAAUGAAUGUAUUUAUUGCAGAGUAUUAACAAGCCGUACGGAUAACAAAAUUUUGCAUCAGACUGUACGUAGGAAACCUGAUCUACAGAUACGUUAUUUUCCAAAUCUGAAUCUUGACCCUUUUCCUUUUUACACUUUGACUCAAUAGUCAUCUACCUGCUUGUUUCUCAGCCUUGAAGAUCCCAUGGUAACCAAAUGCUUUUUGCCCUUAGGCAUCUAAAAAGGAAUUUAGAAGUGUUUGAUUGUAAGUAUAGAUAGGUUUUGUCUUGGUCUCUGUGAUUCCUGAGUGGCUGAGAUUGCACCUGCUGGAAACGGUUAGGGUUAAAAUUGAAAAUGGUGCUGAGCACCAGCAAUCAAGAGACAAGUUUCUUUGCUUGCGUUUAUCCCUCCCCCUUCCCUCCCUUUCUUUGUCCCUCCAUAAGGGCUUUUCCUGCUUACCAAGUUUUCUGUUUGUGGCUCACAUUAAGGUAUAAGUGGCACAGCCCAAAAGAAUGUUUAAAGAAAUAUCAUCAUAUUUCACCUAAACCGAAAUUCAAAGGGGAUUAGAGCAUUAAUCCAUUUAGCCUGUUCUAUCUGGAAAUGGCUGUCUGAAGGAUAAGGAACUUCCUCCCCCCCCCCCCCACACACUUUUUCUUUUUUUCUUUUAAGGAUUGCAUUCCCUUAAGCAUCAUCUCUGGAAUUUAUGUGCCAAGAGUUUGCAGAACCCGCAUGAAAAGCAGCUAAAAUGUUAGUGACUUUUUCUGUCUAUAUCUGUUGGGUGUACCAUCAGAUCUCUGUGCAUACAAACCCAUCUCCUUCUCCUUCUUAUUCUUGAGUAACAAUUUCCAGCAACACCAUUGAUGAGAGAUGCUGAAGGGCCAUAGUUUCCCACACCUACAGAGUCACAAGUUCUAUAACGCCUGAUUUCU
Molecule: messenger RNA, 7611 nt
Organism: Ahaetulla prasina
Lineage: Eukaryota; Metazoa; Chordata; Lepidosauria; Squamata; Colubridae
Gene: AGBL1
Product: AGBL carboxypeptidase 1
Exons: 23
Coding region: 236-3538 (1100 amino acids)
Biological process (GO): C-terminal protein deglutamylation; protein side chain deglutamylation; proteolysis
Molecular function (GO): zinc ion binding; metallocarboxypeptidase activity
Source: RefSeq, a predicted model, not a curated record